Rubroshorea leprosula is the source of this 1012-nucleotide messenger RNA. NCBI's taxonomy places the organism in Eukaryota, Viridiplantae, Streptophyta, Magnoliopsida, Malvales, Dipterocarpaceae. The record is from the annotation of a GenBank genome assembly.
AUCAUAGAAAAUUUCGGCCAAAGUUCUCCCGUUCCCACUGGGAGAGAGUCAGAGAGAUAAGGGAAAGAAAAUUCUGAUCCUUCCUCUUCUUCUUCUUCUUCUUCUUCUUCUUCUUCUUCUUCAUGUGUUUCGUCUGGUUCAUUAAUGGUGUUUUAGUCCAUGCUUAAUCAUUCGUUGAUAUUGAUAAAAAUUGCGCAAUAUUAAGCUCAAAGAAGACAUGAGCCAUCACCACACGCAGCACCACCAUCAUAACACCAGCGAUGACGUUUCUCUGCUGGUGCAUAGUCCCCGGUUCUCGGGUCCCGUGACUCGACGGGCUCACUCGUUCAAGCGCAGUGGAAACACCCAGAACACCGCUGGCAGCAACAACAGCGGCGCCGGCAACAACGGCAACGGGAAUAGUUUGAGUGUUCAUCACGAGAUUGAUCUACAAUUGAACUCGCCGAGAUCUGAGGGGAGACCCAACUCGGUGUCGGCUGAUGGGUUGAGCCAGAGGGUUCAUGGGGGUGUGGUUAAGAGUCUGCUGAGGAAGCCCGGUGUUGGAUCUAUGGUGUUCGAGUUGGGUUUGAGGGAGACGAGGAAGCUCCGGCACUGGAUGUUCUUUGCGUUUUGUGGGGUGUGCUUGUUUUUGGGUGUUUUCAAGAUUUGUGCUACUUGGUGGUUGGGAUCGACGAUUGAAAGUGUUGCCUCGAAUCAGGUUCUUACACAGUCAUCAUCACAAACGUUGCAGGAAUUAGAAUAUGUUUUUCUGUUGUUGUUAGGAAUUGACUGCGUCUUGAAUGGUGUUGAACUGCUCCUACAUCAUACCGUUAUCAAUACAAGAAUGAAAAAAAUGUAAUUUUAAUACGCAGGAAUUUGGUGAAACUUAAUUGCAUGAUCUCAGCCUUCGUGGUUGUAUUAAAUUUGAUAUUAAGAUUUAAGACACAAGCAAAGCUUUUCCUUGGUAAUGUAUUGUUUACCAUUACUGGUUGGUUGUCUACUAUCAUAGGGUCUUUCUGUUUAGUCAUCUUUG